AUGGCAGACGCUCCGAAAGCGGUUUUGGGGCCGUUGGUAGGGGCAGUGGACCAAGGUACCAGCUCAACACGUUUUUUGGUUUUCAAUCCUCAAACAGCUGAAUUACUUUGUCAUCAUCAAGUGGAAAUAGCACAGGAGUUCCCAAGAGAGGGAUGGGUAGAGCAAGACCCACAGGUAAUCCUCCAGUCUGUGUACGAGUGUAUACAGAAAACAUGUGAGAAACUUCGACAGCAGAGCAUUGACAUUUCCAACAUUAAAGCUAUUGGUGUCACCAACCAGCGGGAAACGACCAUAGUCUGGGACAAGUUCACUGGAGAACCUCUCUACAACGCUGUGGUGUGGCUUGACCUAAGGACCCAGUCUACUGUGGAGAAUCUCAACAAAAGUAUUUCAGCAAGCAAUAACUUCGUCAAGACCAAGACAGGCCUUCCAAUCAGCACUUACUUCAGUGCAGUAAAACUUCACUGGCUCAUUGAGAAUGUGAAAAACGUGCAAAAGGCUAUCGAAGAUGGCAGAGCGUUUUUUGGGACGGUAGACUCCUGGCUAAUCUGGAGCAUGACGGGAGGUAUCAACGGAGGUGUCCACUGUACAGAUGUAAGUAAUGCGAGUAGGACCAUGCUAUUCAACAUUCACUCUUUGCAAUGGGAUGAAGAGCUCUGCGAGUUUUUUGGAAUCCCGAUGACCAUCCUUCCCAGAAUCCGGAGUUCUUCUGAGAUCUAUGGCCUAAUGAAAAGUGGGGUGUUGGAAGGUGUGCCGAUAUCUGGGUGCCUGGGAGACCAGUCUGCUGCUUUGGUGGGACAACUGUGCCUCCAGGAUGGACAAGCUAAAAGCACAUAUGGAACAGGCUGUUUCUUACUAUGUAACACCGGCCAGAAGUGUGUAAAGUCUGACCACGGCCUUCUGACCACGGUGGCUUACAAGAUGGGCAGAGAGGAACCUGUCUAUUAUGCCCUGGAAGGUUCUGUAGCCAUAGCCGGCGCUGUUGUUAGCUGGUUAAAAAACAAUCUUCAAAUUAUUAAGUCGUCAUCGGACAUUGAAAAACUUGCUGAAAAAGCAGGCACUUCCUAUGGCUGUUACUUUGUACCAGCCUUUUCAGGCUUAUAUGCACCUUAUUGGGACCCCAGUGCAAGAGGGAUCAUCUGUGGGCUCACUCAGUUCACCAAUAAAUUCCACAUCGCAUUUGCUGCAUUAGAAGCUGUUUGCUUCCAAACCCGAGAGAUUUUAGAUGCCAUGAACAGUGAUUGUGGAAUCCCGCUGACACAUUUGCAGGUCGACGGAGGAAUGACCGCAAACAAAAUUCUUAUGCAACUGCAAGCAGACAUUUUGUGCAUCCCAGUGAUGAAACCUUUCAUGCCAGAAACAACUGCCCUGGGGGCUGCCAUGGCUGCAGGGGCAGCAGAAGGAAUUAAGGUGUGGAGUCUGGACCCUAAGGAUUUAACAGGUGUCCAGAUGGAGAAGUUCGAACCCCAGAUCAAUGUCGAGGAAAGUGAAGGGCGUUACUCCACAUGGAAGAAAGCUGUGAUGAAGUCAAUGGGCUGGGUUUUGACUCAGUCUCCUGAUGGUCACGACCCAAGUAUUUUCAGCAGUCUGACGCUGGGUUUUUAUAUAGUGAGUAGUAUGAUGUUAUUAAUUGGCGCAAGGUACAUAUAA
Messenger RNA from Rattus rattus (black rat), 1650 nucleotides. RefSeq names its product glycerol kinase-like. Gene Ontology annotation, cellular component: mitochondrion. The record is from RefSeq and is a predicted model, not a curated record. Lineage: Eukaryota; Metazoa; Chordata; Mammalia; Rodentia; Muridae. Gene Ontology annotation, biological process: triglyceride metabolic process; glycerol metabolic process; glycerol-3-phosphate biosynthetic process. Gene Ontology annotation, molecular function: glycerol kinase activity. Bases 1 to 1650 code for a protein of 549 amino acids. The transcript has a single exon.